Messenger RNA from Epinephelus moara (kelp grouper), 7139 nucleotides. Its product is annotated as calcium/calmodulin-dependent protein kinase type IV. The transcript has 11 exons. Lineage: Eukaryota; Metazoa; Chordata; Actinopteri; Perciformes; Serranidae. Gene Ontology annotation, molecular function: ATP binding; calcium/calmodulin-dependent protein kinase activity; calmodulin binding. Gene Ontology annotation, biological process: protein phosphorylation. The record is from RefSeq and is a predicted model, not a curated record. The coding region runs from base 2953 to 4290 and encodes 445 amino acids.
UAAUAUUUAUGGGAUACUUUACCAAUAUUAGUCAAAUAUUUUACAAACAUAAACACAAUUUAUUCACUAAACCUGAUAAAUCCAUGGGCAAUUUUUACAUUGGAUUAAAAAAAUGCAUCUGACAAAAACAGACUCAGUGUGCAAAGACCGUAAGUUAAUUGGACCUAGCAGCUAACACGAACUAGAAGCUGACUCUCAGUCAGCUGGAUCCCUACAGAGAUAGAGCUUUGUGCUGCAGAUAAAGAUCCAGAAACAGCCCUGAAAUCACCGUCACCAACCCCACCAGACUCCAUUUAAAUCAACAGUCAUGUUAGUGUGUAUAGAGGCAGCAUGUUGUCACAUCUAACUGGUGAGUUAAGGGUUAAUUUAAACCAAACCAGAGCUGAUGAUUGUUGGAACAGUGGAAAGAUGAACCAAGAUGGUUUUUGUGAGUCUUAUUUUGUUUCUGUCGACUUUAAAUGAAGUGUGUUUGACAAUGAUAUAUUUACUGUUUAUUUAAAUGGAGUCUGGUGGGUUUGGUAACGGUGAUUUCAGGACUGUUUCUGGAUCUGACUCUUUAACAAAUCAAUCAAUCAAUCAAUCAAUUUUAUUUAUAAAGCCCAAUAUCACAAAUCACAGUUUGCCUCACAGGGCUUUACAGCAUACGACAUCCCUCUGUCCUUAUGACCCUCACAGCUGAUCAGGAAAAACUCCCCAAAAAAACCCUUUAACGGGGAAAAAACGGUAGAAACCUCAGGAAGAGCAACUGAGGAGGGAUCCCUCUUCCAGGACGGACAGACGUGCAAUAGAUGUCGUACAGAACAGAUCAGCAUAAUAAAUUAACAGUAAUCCGCAUGACACAAUGAGGGAGAGAGAGAGAGAGAGAGAGAGAGACAGACAGAGAGAGAGAGAGACAGAGAGAGAGACAGAGAGAGAGAGAGACAGACAGACAGUCCUAACAAAGAGCUCUGUCUCUGUAGGGAUCCUUUCAUAAUGUUGUCAGACACUGAGGAAAACACUCUGAGCCUGUCAGUGACAAAAACAAACACUUUUAGUGGACGGACACUGAGGAGAGUGGUGACAUCACUGCUGUCUGUAACGGACCAGUCUCAAAAUCUACUGUUCCCAUUUCAGUCCUGUAGACACAAAAACAUGAACAGAGGCCAGGUUUAAAAAAACACCAGAGUUAGUCUUUAAGGUAAAAAAGAAGAAGAAAAAAAAAGUUGUUGCUUUUCUGAAAAGUCCUCUGGUCUGUACUUUAAACAAAGAUCUGAUGAGCACACUGAGAGGAGGUAAAUAAUAGAUUGACAAAACUGUAAAUAUGGAGACAUUAAACAUUCUGACGUGUGUAUUAAUAAACGUGACUAAAACUAUUAAAACAUGUGACAGACCUUCUGUUUGUCAGGAAGAAUAAAAUGAAGAAGAAAUAAAAACGGGAGAAACGCGCGUGUGUCGGUGUGAGAGUUGCGGGUUUGAUUCCCGCAGGAUCAAAGCCUCCAGAUGUCACGCUAAUGUACAUUUAUGUAUUUAGGUUAUUUCUGUAUUUAGGUUGCUGACAGAGGCUCCGCUGACUGACAGGCCCGCCGUCCAAUGGGAGCGCGGCUCGGCUCUCCUGCGGGGCUGUGAUUGGUCGGCGCGGUGACAGAGGGGCGGGGCUGUGAGAUUACAGCAGCAUCUCUCUCUCUGCAGAUCCAGCGGACAUCUGGAGCUGCCCUGCCCGGGAAUCAAACCUCCGAGCUCCGAGCACCGACAUCCCGCACCGAGCCUGUCCGGGUUUCGCUGACGGUUUCCCGGUGAAAACGUCUCCGGGCUCCGGUGUUGUUGUCGCGGCUCUCCGGGCUGGAUCUCCGCCGGGAGGCUGCAGCGCUCCGGAGGGACGGACGGACCGUUUCUGCCGGUAAAAACACGGAACUACGAAUAAAACCCGGGAGGGGGGGUGAUGGACUGAAGUGAUCCGACAUCUGAGAGGGUUUUAGGCCCGAUGGAAGCUGCGACACAUCCGGACCCGGUGCGUCUGGAUCCCGGUUCCCGCUCCAGUCUGGACUGAGGACUCGUGUUUGUCUCUCAGGAUCUGAAAUAAUUUCUCUUCUUACAGUUUUUCAGUUUUGAUCUUUGCUCUGAUAAACGGUCCUGAUUGAGAGUUUGAGGGUGCAGGCGGAUCCUCCUCCUCCUCCUCCUCCUCCUCCUCCUGCUGGUCUGGAUUAGAGCCCAUCAGGAUCAUGAAUCAUCCCCCCUCUGCUCCUCUAAUCUGGGCUUUACCGAGCUGGAUUUAAAUCUGAGAUCUGAUCUGGAUUACUCUGCUCCUGGAUCUGAUCGGGUCACAUCUGACCCGGUCUGACCCGUCCCUGGACCUGGUCUUGGAGGGAUCUUGGACUCGGUGCUGGCCCUCUUGGUCCUGGUUUUGGGGAGUUCUGCUGUCACCAUGCCGACGUCCCGGCCUGGUUCGGCGCCGGUGGAGUUCUGGGUGGACGGGUCGAGGCGGGACGGGGCGGUGGAGGAGUUCUACACCCUGAGCUCCGAGCUGGGCAGGUCUGGACCACAUUAAUAGGGGGCACAGGGGUAAAGUGACACACGGGUGGUGAUGAGCUCACAUGGACCCCUCAUUGGACCAAAGGGGCCCACAUGAGGGGUCCAUGUGAUCCUCCUCAGGUCCUGAAUUAUCUAUAAUAAACACACCAAGGGGGCACAGCAGUGGUCAUGUAGAGGGUCUGUGGUGGACCACACCUCCAGGACGUCGUGAUGGGAGGGUCACGUACAUACGGAGGAUGAAAUAACCCUCAGUCCUGUCCUGUUACAUCAUAAAUACAUUAACUGUUAUUAGAUAUCAGACUGUAAAGUUCUCACAGGUUCUACUUCCAUUUUGUAACAAGUCAGAAAAUAGAAAUCUUGAUAAGAACGCCAAAAACACAGCGAGCAGCGCCGAAGCCCAGCUCGCUGCAGUAACUACACUCUCUGCAGCUGGAAGGAUUCUUCAUGUGUUUAAGAGGAGCGACGUCCAUCGUGUAUCGCUGUGAGGAGAAACAGACUCAGAAACCCUACGCUCUCAAAGUCCUCAAGAAAACGAUUGACAAGAAAAUAGUUCGUACAGAGAUCGGCGUCCUGCUGCGUCUGUCGCACCCAAACAUUAUCCAGCUGAAGGAGAUCUUUGAGACGGACACGGACAUCGCUCUGGUGCUGGAGCUGGUGACGGGAGGAGAGCUGUUUGACAGGAUCGUGGAGCGAGGUUACUACAGCGAGCGAGACGCCGCUCACGUCAUCAAACAGAUCCUGGAGGCCGUGGCGUAUCUCCAUGAGAACGGGGUUGUGCAUCGAGACCUCAAACCGGAGAACCUGCUGUACGCCGACCUGUCGCUGGACGCUCCGCUGAAGAUCGCCGACUUCGGUCUGUCCAAAAUCAUCGAUGAUCAGGUGACCAUGAAGACCGUCUGUGGUACGCCAGGGUACUGUGCUCCAGAGAUCCUGCGGGGAAAUGCUUACGGCCCUGAGGUGGACAUGUGGUCGGUGGGCGUCAUCCUCUACAUCCUACUCUGUGGGUUCGAGCCCUUCUUUGACCCGAGGGGGGAUCAGUACAUGUACAGCCGCAUCCUCAACUGCGACUAUGAGUUUGUGUCUCCGUGGUGGGACGACGUCUCCCUCAACGCCAAGGAUCUGGUCAGUAAGCUGAUCGUCCUCGACCCUCACAAGCGCCUCAGUGUCCGGGAGGCCCUGCAGCACCCCUGGGUGCUGGGCAAAGCUGCACGCUUCUCCCACAUGGACACCGCCCAGAGGAAACUACAGGAGUUCAACGCUCGACGCAAACUUAAGGCUGCCAUGAAGGCCGUCGUAGCCACCAGUCGGAUGCACGAGGGCUCACGGCGUCGCACCGACAGCUGUGAGAUUCCAGGCUCAGGUGCUUCCAGGCAGAGCAGCAUGCAGCAGGACCCGCCUCCUGAGUCGACAAGCCCCGUCCCCGCAGACAAAGAGGCCCUGCCCCCAGGUCAGCAGCAGGAGGACCAAUCAAAGCCCGCCGACCGCAGUGCCAUCCGCCCCUCCCCUCCACGCAGCCCCAAACCACCCAGCUCUGACGUCACGCCCACAGGCCCUGCCCCCACCAGACCGCCGCUGCGGGCCGAUGGGCUCCGACAGGCGUCCGUCGUUCCCAAAACAAUGCCGGUCCAACCCCGACUGCCGCAGAAGAGCUGCUCUGUGGUAGAGCCCACCUCCAGGGUCGAGGCUACGCCCGUGGUGGCCACGCCUCCAAGUCCCAACAGCCUCAGCAACGGCUUUACACCAGGGGUGGAGCCUGCAAGUAAGACCGCCCACUGCCAGUGAUCACCUGACCAACAGAGCAGAGACGCUCCACUCUGCUUCGGUUUCUCACAGCCACUAAAAUAUUGAGGUUUAGCCUUCGAUUCUUUACAAACGUCUGACAUCAUUUAUCGGGACCAAACGAAACAAACUAACACGUAACGUCUAACUUCCAUGUCUGUAGCUUUGCUGCUACGCUAACAUGCUAACAGCUGCGUACUCACUGAGGGUUUGUUUUGGGUGUUUCUGCAGCCUGGACGGCGCCUCUGGUUUCCAGUGUGACAGCUGGAGACGAUUCAGGAUCUGAAAAACAAAGAGUGUUUGUCCCACGUCAGGAUUUAACCGUUAUUUAAUCUGCUCUGUUCUCGUUACUGUGGUGAGAAAAAAAACCACAGGCAUGUUCAGAUGAUCCCCUUCACAGAUCUUUAUAUGUACAAAUCAUUUCAACAUUGAUUCGUACGUUUAUCUGAAUCAUGACGACCACAUUCACACCUGCUGUUACAGGAUAAUUAGGGUGUCUUUCAACCGCAGCUUUAUUCUGAUAAUUGUGUCCAUUCUAAAUACCGUAAAACUUUGAUUAGACGCGCCGCACUAUUAUUCGCUUAAAUCCCUGAAGUCAACAGGCCUGUGUUUGGGACAGGCCUUUUAUUCCUUUCACACAAAACUGUUGCUCAGCAAAGAUUAGGAAAUACAGUCAAAUGGUUCAUCUGAACCAGUAAGAAUAUUACUUGUUUAAAAAUUAGGCUUCAAAUAACCAAUCAGUCAUGAAUCAUUCAUUCAUUGAUCGAGCUCCGACAGACAGAGUUACAACACUUGUUUUGCAGCACACCAACACAGCACCACUUUAUCCUGUUAAAACAAUCCUCACAACUUGGAUUCAUCCAUCCAUCCAUUUUCAUCCGCUUAUCCGGGGCCGGGUCUCGGGGGCAGCAGGCCAAGCAAAGCACCCAGACAUCCCUCUCCCCGGCAACACUUUCCAGCUCCUCCUGGAGGACCCCGAGGCGUUCCCAGGCCAGACGAGAUAUGUAAUCCCUCCAGCAUGUUUAAAUUGUUUUAUACCCAUUCAAGUUAGCAGAGCGCUAAACAGGAAGUUAGCCAAUCGGCCGCUGUAACUCACUGGUGUACUAUGGGCCCAAAAGAUCCGAGUAAUGCCAUAUCGCAGAAAUAUAACUUUUUUUGGCUUAAUGCGCCACUAAACAACUUUCAUAGGAAUGCACAAGGCCCCGCCUGCAACGCUGUUUCCAGGUCUCUUUACACAUCCAUGGAUUAUAAAGACGAGACGAGCUUCACAUUGGUCGCAAACUUGCAGUUCAGCCCUGAAAACAGACCAGAGAUCAGUUUGGUUUGUAGUUUACUGCCACUUUUUUCACGUUCUUUGACAGUGAGAUGUUCAGAUGGAAGGGUGGCGCCGUGGUGCAGUGGUUAGCACUGUCGCCUCACAGUAAAAGGGGUCCAGGUUUGAACCGGCCGGCCAGCUGGAGCCCUUCAGUGUGGCGUUUGCAUGUUCUCCCCGUGUCAGCGUGGGUUUCAUGCGUGACCCCCAACAAGAUAGUGCUGGCAGAGCAUGAAUGAAUGAAUGGUCAGGAUGGGGUUAAGCUAGCUUAGCAUAAAGACUGGAGGUGGAGGGAAACAGCUAGCCUGGCCCUGUCACCUACAAACAGCUCUGAAACUCAACGAGUUGUUUCAUCUGCAUGUAAAACAGUUAAAACAGGCGCUGGGCGGAUGGAUACACUGCUGUUCGUCUAGAAAUAGUUCCUAAUUCUGACACUCCACUUCACGAACAUCUCUCUGUCAAACAGAAACACUGAAGAGAAUUUAUUCCUCAAUAUUCUGAUCUGGGACAAACACUGAUUCUUCUUCUUUGGUACAGAAGGUGACUUUUUCCUCGGACGCUCAGGACGGAGCUGAUUGAUUGUAUUUUAUUAAACUUUAUUGAACAGCUGUGCAUGGACACUCUGAUGUGAAGGCAAAGAGAGAAAGAGCAGCUUCUUCCUCUGUCGGGUUUCUCUUCUUCUUCUUUCUCUUCUUCUUCUUUCUCUUCUUCUUCUUUCUCUUCUUCUUCUUCUUCUUUCUCUUCUUCUUCUUCUUCUUUCUCUUCUUUCUCUUCUUUCUCUUCUUCUUCUUCUUUUGCGUCUCUUUCAGUGUCGGAGCAUGUGGCGCCGCCUCAGACGGACUCGGUCUGAAGAGACAAUUUGCUUUGACUUUUUUAACCCUUUCUACUCUUUACUGUUGACUGCAGCUGUUUGAGUAGAUAGACCCACUGUGUAGUUCAGUGACGUGUUGUGUUCGUGAGCUUCUAGUAAAACGCAGUGUUGUUUACACUUUUAUCAGCAGUGAUGGUGAUGAUGAUGAUGAUCUCCUGUUUGCACUGUACAUAGUUUGGUUUUAGGUUAAUACUGACAUCUUUAGCACUCAACCAGAGACACAGUCGAUGAUCAGACCCCCCACAAAAAAACACCAAAUUUGACCUUUGACCUUAAAUUAAACCAUCUGAUCUGAAACCACACGUUCUACCUCUCUCUGUACAGGGGCUUCCAAAAUGAUCCAAAACAAGGUGCAGACGUCUCUGGAAAGAAAUUAAUGAUAAUAAUCUGACGCCACUCUGAAAGACACACAAAUGUACGGUGGCCAGGACGGACCAAACAGGACAGAAGCAAACAUCCUGCUCAGUUCACAGAGGGUGAUGGUCACAGAUUUAUGAAUCAGUGGGAAUCAGUCCUAACUGACUGAAAACUGUCAGAGUGACGUAUUUAUACUGCGGUCACCAGUCACGCCACCAUGACAGCACUUUAUAGUGGACACCAACACCAGUGAAAAAAACAUGAACAAAGCAGUUGGAGCAAGUGACCCAUGUACAACAGCUGUGGGUUCAA